AUCGUGAAAAGAACAGUUGAAUCCAGAAAAGUACGCUAACAGGUCAUGCGGGGCCCGCGUCCACGGCAAAAUAUUUGAAGAAAAGAAAGGCGGAUAAAUUACGGAAGAAGAUAAUAAAGUAGUGGAGUCGUAGUCAGAACAUUAAUUUUGUAAUACUCAGCAGUUCUCAAGUGCGCAGAAAUUUAUGAAUAAACGAUUUUUUCAAGGUCGUUAAAACCCUUUUGUCCGCAUGUGCUUAUCUUUAUAUUUGAUUCACAGACAAGACUGUUUACACAACUAGAACAGGCAACAAUAAUGGAGACGGCGUUGUCUGGAAUGAAUCUGUCGUGCCUGCUAUGUGAGCAGACUUUUGAUGCCGUCGAAAAGCUGGACGAACACCUACCCAUCCACUUUCCGCAGCCGGUGGUCAGGACCCAAUUUUGCGAUCUCUGCGGACGCGGCAUGCGAACCUCACUGGAUCUGCAUCAGCACUAUAAAAGAUUCCAUGAGGCCCAUGUGGCCAGCUCAGACGGCCAUUUUUACUGCCAAAUGUGCGACAAGGUGUUCCUUCUACAAGAUCACCUCAAUGUCCAUGUGAAGAUCGAGCAUGCGACCGAUGGCUACCGUCCGGAGGCAAGGUCGUCGGAAUGGGAGAAGCAUUGUCCCAACACUGUUGAUCUUACCAACGAUGAUAUGUUGGAUCCCAUCCUGUGUCCACCACCCAAGAAGAAGUAUCCGCCACGCUCCCCCUUCUUCAAUCCAAAUCUUUGGCUAGAUGGGGAUCUCUCUUACAUGUAGAGAAAUACACUGUUAAAUUUCUUUAUUCUGUCCAAUCUAUGGAUACCAUUUACCCAUCUUUGUCUAGCCAUUCCAAAUGAUUCUCAAAUAAUUUAGAGCUCUUCGUCGAAUGAAUUCAUAAUUCGAAGACAGUACAGUACCAAUGUGCCUGCAGUCCGUAUGAAAAUAAAACGCAUUGCCUCAUGAUUUAAUUAAAAUUUA
Molecule: messenger RNA, 978 nt
Organism: Drosophila rhopaloa
Lineage: Eukaryota; Metazoa; Arthropoda; Insecta; Diptera; Drosophilidae
Exons: 3
Coding region: 295-777 (160 amino acids)
Biological process (GO): regulation of transcription by RNA polymerase II
Cellular component (GO): chromosome
Molecular function (GO): chromatin insulator sequence binding
Source: RefSeq, a predicted model, not a curated record